Messenger RNA from Sinocyclocheilus anshuiensis, 2735 nucleotides. Its product is annotated as double-stranded RNA-specific editase 1-like. Gene Ontology annotation, molecular function: tRNA-specific adenosine deaminase activity; double-stranded RNA binding; adenosine deaminase activity. The transcript is spliced from 6 exons. Gene Ontology annotation, cellular component: nucleolus; cytoplasm. NCBI's taxonomy places the organism in Eukaryota, Metazoa, Chordata, Actinopteri, Cypriniformes, Cyprinidae. Bases 73 to 1032 code for a protein of 319 amino acids. Gene Ontology annotation, biological process: adenosine to inosine editing; RNA processing. The record is from RefSeq and is a predicted model, not a curated record.
UCAGGCACCGAUGUCAAGGACGCACAGGUCAUCUGUGUCUCCACGGGAACCAAGUGUGUAAACGGCGAGUAUAUGAGCGACCGUGGCCUGGCGCUCAACGACUGUCACGCUGAAAUCAUCGCUCGCCGCUCUCUGAUCAGGUAUCUCUACAUGCAGCUGGAGCACUUCUUAAGUAACAAUAAAGAGGAGCACCAAAAGUCCAUAUUCGCGCAGUGUGACAAGCGUGGCUUCCGGCUGAAAGACAGUGUCCAGUUUCAUCUUUAUAUCAGCACAUCGCCCUGCGGAGACGCCCGGAUCUUCUCUCCUCACGAGGCGGGUGUAGAGGACCAGGGAGACAGACACCCAAACAGGAAGGCAAGGGGCCAGCUGAGGACCAAGAUCGAGUCUGGAGAGGGAACCAUCCCGGUGCGCUCUAGUAACACCAUACAGACGUGGGACGGAGUCCUGCAGGGCGAGCGGCUGCUUACGAUGUCAUGCAGUGACAAAAUCGCGAGGUGGAACGUGGUGGGCAUCCAGGGCUCUCUGAUGAGCUACUUCACUGAGCCCAUCUACUUCUCCAGCAUCAUCCUGGGCAGCCUGUAUCAUGCUGAUCAUCUCUCCAGAGCCAUGUACCAGCGGAUCGCUGACAUCGAAGACCUGCCCCAGCAAUUCUCCCUCAACCGCCCCCUGCUCAGCGGAAUCAGUAACGCCGAGGCCCGGCAGCCGGGAAAGGCUCCUAACUUCAGUGUGAACUGGACGGUGGGAGAUCAGGCUCUAGAAGUCAUUAACGCCACCACAGGCAAGGAUGACAUGGGCAGAGCCUCACGUCUCUGUAAGCAUGCCCUAUACAGCCGCUGGGUGCGACUACACUCUAAGCUUUCGUCAACUCUCCGAAUCAAAGUGCCCAAGCCCAGCUCGUACCACGAAGCCAAACAAGCAGCGGUGGAGUACCAUACAGCCAAGCAAACGCUCAUCAAGGCCUUUCACAAAGCGGGUCUGGGCGCCUGGGUGAAAAAACCCAUAGAACAGGACCAGUUCUCGCUGAACUCUUGAAAAGGGAACAUAAAAAGACCAGGACAUGACAACAACCAGCUGUUAAUACUUCACUUGAUGUGUUGGGAUGUGUGUGUGUGUGUGUGUGUGUGUGUGUGUGUGUGUGUGUGAGUGAUGCUGUUUGUUCUCAGACAAACCAAGAGCCCUUUAGUGUCUGUCAUUUUGCUCUCUUUGUGUGAAUCAUGACUGCCUUUUUAAUUUGUAAUGUAGAAUCAGAUUUUCAUCUAACAUAUGUUUGUUUUGAAGUUAGCGGCAUUAGCCUUCAGCAGAUAACAGGACGUAAUGUCAUUUGUAACUGGAAAAAUUUUGUUUUUUUUGAGAGAGAGGGUUGUUCUGAAAAAACCUCGAUGCCGUAAACGUACACGUUACUUGGCUUCAGGUCGACCACACCGCUGUGCACAGGUCUGAAGGUUUCCUGGUCCAGCCUACCCAAAUGCUGGCUAACCUUUUGAGCAUGGUUCUCCUUGAUAUGCAAAACAUAAGCAUAUUUAUAUUUUUUAUUCCGUUCCCUCUGGAUUUUAGAAGGGGAAGAAAUUCUAUCACAUAGAUCAUAACUAUACAGCAUGGUCCCUUUAGAUAGACAAACUUAUUUUGUCAGGACUUUAGUGUAGAAUUAGCGUACGCCGUCUUUCUAAUAAAAUAGAUUUCAGAUUUUAAUUUGACCUCGGAGGGAAACUUGAAUUUUUGCAUAUGGUUCCUACGUAAGCUGUAUUCCCAAACAGUGAUUUGAAUUGGAAAAUGGAGUAGUCUUAUGGAUGCAACCAAAGUGCAUUGAUGUUAUUAAACGAUGUGUCGUGGCUGUUGAGAUUUCUCAGAGGUCUUAAAUGCAUGUGCGAAUUACAUAAGGCUCAAAGAAAGCCCUUUAUUCUGGGUUUAAUACUUUACUGGCCUAUAAUGGACCAUUUUAGAAGCCCUACUUUUAGGUGUCUACACUGUAUUGACUUUAAGCUGCAUGGAGUCCAUCGGAUCACUCCGAUCACCAAACAGCAGAUUUCCCAGUGAACCUGGUCUGCUAAUGUGAUCGAGUUACACAUAUGUUAAAGGAAUAGUUCAUCCAAUUAUGAAAAUUCAAGAAAAUUCUUAAGCUUCGCAUAAGGAAAAGACCAAACCUGGACUCAUGAUCCAUUUGAAACGACAUGUAGUUGAGUCUAUUUCUGGAUGAGCUCUUCCUUCAACAUUCAUGCUGCAUUUAGUCACUGCAGGUUUGAGAGCAGGGCAUUGUGGGAGUUUUUCAAGAUGGCAGAAUGGUCUGUAAAAUGCACGUUUAUUAUUGACAAAAGCCAUCUCUGCAUGCGGAAGCGAGGGUUUGCAGAGGCGACUCUUGACUUUCACUUUAUCCUUGCGACUUGUUUGAGGAUUUUUUUUUAUUUCCUGCAUAGACCUGAAUGCCUACAUUCCUCCUCAGAGACGCUUCUGUAAGACUGAAUUCAGCUGUGUCCUUGAGGAUGAGGUUUCCCCUCUGCAGACUUGUGCUGUAGGAAGGUCUGAGCCAGGAGCUCAGGUGCUCUUUGAUAUAUGACUUAUCCAGUGCAGCAUGUUUGACUGGUAAGGUUAUUGAGAGCUGAGAAGCAGAAGUAUUUCUAUACCGAUCAUUCAUUUUUAAAGUUUGGCUUUGGUGGUUUUCAGAUUCCAGGAGUGUUGCUGUAUAAUAUAAACUCCUGAUGGGAUUUAUAACAUUUCAGUCAUAAUUUUACACUUAAAAA